AUGGGCGAUAUUAUACGCAUUAAGAGGCAUCACUAUGUGCACAUACUAGACUAUAACACAAAUGUUACACGAUGUAUGGUGGGGCCGUUGGUUUACACACGCAGGGAGAAUGAACGGUGUCUUUUUAAUCCAAAGCCAUGCAUUGUUGUGCCACCACGAUUUUAUUGCAUCGUCCAGAAUCCUUGUGUGCGGGAUGCAUCUGGCAAUCCAGUGAUUGGGGAGAACUCCAGUGUGAUGCUGCGCAUGGGGGAGGAGGAGAUUUGCUUUGAGCAGGAGCCGUUUCCGUUACAACCGGGGGAAGUGCUGAAGCGAGAAGAAGGGGAAUGGCUCUUCAAAAUGAAGUUAAUUCCUGUCAACACGGGAUACCAUGUUCGUUGUCUCUGCGAUUUUACAGAUAAGAACUCCGUGUUGAGGCGGGCUGGGACGGAGUGGUUGGUCGAAGGUCCGCAGACAUACGUGCCACGCGUCGAAGUCGAAGUUCUGCGAGAAGUUCAUGCGCAUAUCAUCAGCCCAAAUACGGCGUUACAUAUCCGCGCCCUGGUGAAAUUUACAGACCGUACUGGUGUGCCUCGUGAAGCAGGGGACUUGUGGACAGUGAAAACUGUUGGCGCGUACCUGCCGGCUGUGGAGGAAGAUGUCAUUGGCACCUUUCAAGGCAUUACACUGACCGACACCGAGGCCGUCCACUUGGAAGCCCUCUCAAACUUUACGGAUGUUUACGGAAAAAGACGGAGGGCUGGAGAGAGAUGGUUAGUGACAAAAGAAGAUGCUUCUAUACAUAUUCCUGACGUCCAUGAAAAGGUCAGUGGCAAGGUGCGGGCGAUUGUGCUGAGUGAGAAGGAGUACUGUGUCGUGCAGAAUCCCCUCGGCGCGGACGGACUGAACGAAUUUGGACGAAAAGAAGUACGUAAAGGGGAGUGCCGUUUUUUCCUUCACCCGCAGGAAGAAUUACUUGGCGGUAUGCAGCCCAUAAAUGUGGUUAGCAAAGAUCAAGCUCUCCUGCUUCAGGCGGUGGACUUUUUUGACGAUAAUGGAAAGAUUCGACGCCCUGGAGAAAAAUGGAUGUUGCAUGGGCCCGCAGAGUACAUCCCUGAUGUGAAUGUUCGUAUAUUGGAGCAGCGGAAUCUCAUUGCGUUGGACAAAAACGAGGGCAUCUAUGUCAUGAACACCACCACGGGCGUGGUGCGGGUUGUGAUUGGGAAACCGUACAUGCUGAAUGAGAAUGAGGUGCUGUGGGAGAAGGAAAUUUCCCCAAAAGUGGAGGAGUUACUUGCCUUUGCGAAUGGUUGCAUGUCAGAAGGGGAACGAAAUCCGGGGUUUAAAAGUACACGUGUGCGGCAUCGCGUUGUCCGUUUCAACGUUCAACACAACGCGGCGGUGCAGAUCUAUGACUAUAAACAGAAGAAACUCCGUGUUGUGCUUGGGCCAAAUUUGGUGAUUUUAUCGCCCGAUGAGGAGUUUACGGUGGUUUCACUCAGUGGGGGAAAGCCAAAAGUACCCAAUUCGUUGCAUUGCCUGCAACUUUUUUUGGGCCCCCGCUUCUCAAGCGACCGCAUCGUUGUGGAGACAUCGGACCACGCCCGUCUGGAGCUGGACCUUUCCUACAACUGGUACUUUGAUGUAAACCGUGAGGAACCGGAUGCUAAAAUAUUCUCCGUGCCAGAUUUUAUUGGGGACUGCUGCAAGACGAUCGCCUCGCGUAUUCGUGGCGCGGUGGCCGCGGAGGACUUUGACUCCUUUCACCGUAACUCCGCUAAGAUCAUUCGUGUGGCCGUCUUUGGCCGCGGUGAGAACGGUGAAAUCAACACAUCCCUACGGUUUCAGCGAACAA
Molecule: messenger RNA, 1831 nt
Organism: Trypanosoma cruzi
Lineage: Eukaryota; Euglenozoa; Kinetoplastea; Trypanosomatida; Trypanosomatidae
Product: major vault protein, putative
Exons: 1
Cellular component (GO): nucleus; cytoplasm
Source: RefSeq, a predicted model, not a curated record